GGACAAAGUGAGUGACAAAUGAAAGAAAAUGAAAGACCAUAAACUACACCAGUGAAUUCACUUUCUCUUUAUGCCAAAAAGCCCUCCCCUCUUUUUUUAAUUUGUGACUUCUCACUUCAUUUUUCAAAAUCCAUAUUUGUUCUAUUAAAUAACUCUAUUAGUAUAUUUGUUUUUACCUCUCUAUUUUCUUGGGAUUUCUGAGUAGCUACUGAAAAAGAGUCAUUCCCUUUUCAGAAAUUUACCUCUACUUCUUUUCUUUCUUCAUCUACAAACAAUGUGUUUUCAUUCAAUUCUUGAUUAAACUUUCCAAAAUCUCCUCUGUUUUUUUGCACUUUCUUGUAAGAAGAAGAAAAAUAAUCCAAUGGCAUGUUCUCAAUUUAUAGUCUUUUGGCAUAGAAAUCUACAGACUAUAAUCUUUUUGUUACUUUUAUUCAUUUCUGGGUUGACACAUGUUAGAUUAACAGCUGAAGGUAGGAGAAUACUCAAAACACAAACUGGUGUUUUUACUCAGAGGAAAAGUGAAGAGAAGAUGAUAAAGAUGAGAUCUUUAAUAGGUUCAAGACCACCAAGAUGUGAAGGAAAAUGUAGAAAUUGUGGACCAUGUGAAGCAGUUCAAGUACCAAUUGUGCCAAAUCUCAAGAAUCAACAAACAUCAAGAAUUCAUCAUCAAUUGAAUGCAUUUCCUAAUUUGUUCUUGGCAUAUUCAAGAGGUGAUGAUAUAUCAAAUUAUAAGCCUAUGUGUUGGAAAUGUAAGUGUGGGAAUUUUUUCUUUAAUCCUUGAUUAAAGAUGGAAGGA
Molecule: messenger RNA, 796 nt
Organism: Solanum tuberosum (potato)
Lineage: Eukaryota; Viridiplantae; Streptophyta; Magnoliopsida; Solanales; Solanaceae
Product: EPIDERMAL PATTERNING FACTOR-like protein 2
Exons: 3
Coding region: 362-781 (139 amino acids)
Biological process (GO): stomatal complex development; guard cell differentiation
Source: RefSeq, a predicted model, not a curated record